AUGGCUUGCAUGGAGCUUCUCUACUUGGCUGAGGAGAGCAGGCAGGCGCCACUGGGCACCGCUACCAGCUGGAGCCUGCCCUCCCCUCCCUACGAGCCGCAGCGGCGUGAGGGGGACCCCAGAUCAGCCCUGCGCUGUGAAAGGCACUGCAAGCCCUUGCAGAGGGGCCCUGUGACUGAGCCCCCCCUGGCACCCCAGCUCUCCCCCCAGGGCACUUCGCCCCAGGAGCACCCUGCACCCUUCGGCAGCUCCCAGCCCUGCCACCUGCCCGAGCACCUGCCUGGGGAAGAGGACGGAGGGAAGAAGAAAGCCUGCUGCUGUGCCCAGGAACUCGAGACGUCAUUCAUCUACGUGGAUGAAAAUGUAAACCUGGAGCAUGCAAGAAGUCCCCCCAGUCCCACAGGCAGCCGCUGCCGGGAUGCCCCUCUGCAGCAGCGCUCCUGCAGGGAGCUGCCACCCGAGUGGGUGCACGAUUCUCCUUCCCUGGUCUCCGAGGAGGAUGACGCUGCCUCGGAGGUGGCGUCCGGGAAAUCCGUGGACUACGGGUUCAUUAGUGCCAUUUUGUUCCUGGUUAGUGGCAUUUUGCUGGUGAUAAUUUCCUACGUGGUACCCAGAGAUGUGACUGUGGAUCCCAAUACUGUGGCGGCCCGGGGGAUGGGGAGGCUGGGGGACGAGAGCGCUAGGAUCGGGGCUCACUUGGACCGCUGUGUUAUCGCCGGGCUGUGUCUCUUAACCCUGGGGGGAGUGGUGCUCUCCAGCCUACUGAUGAUGUCCAUGUGGAAAGGGGAACUGUACCGGAGGAGCAGGUUUGCAUCGUCCAAGGAGUCUGCGAAGCUCUAUGGGUCUUUCAAUUUCAGAAUGAAGUCUGGUGCAAAUGAUAAUAUGCUCGAGCUGUCAUUAGUUGAGGAAGAUGUGCUUGCCAUAGAUAAUUAGUGUGGUCAUGAUUUUUAAAGGCAGCAUUUCUACAGGAAAAUAUGUUUCAUUAAAGAAAACAGAUGCAGCUAAAGAUAGCUGGUGAUGCAGUUUAUUUGUCUGAUGAGAAUGGUUUUUUCUUAAGCUCUAUAAUCGAAUGUUUGCAGUACAUGAGCACUUGUAAAGGGAAAACAUGCCAGAGAAAAUACAACUGAUAUAAAAUAAUGAAAACCACUGAAUAAAAAGAGAUUUGUGAUAA
Molecule: messenger RNA, 1171 nt
Organism: Phaethon lepturus (White-tailed tropicbird)
Lineage: Eukaryota; Metazoa; Chordata; Aves; Phaethontiformes; Phaethontidae
Gene: TMEM74
Product: transmembrane protein 74
Exons: 1
Coding region: 1-933 (310 amino acids)
Source: RefSeq, a predicted model, not a curated record